Phymastichus coffea is the source of this 612-nucleotide messenger RNA. RefSeq lists its product as uncharacterized. Gene Ontology annotation, biological process: sensory perception of taste. The transcript is spliced from 3 exons. NCBI's taxonomy places the organism in Eukaryota, Metazoa, Arthropoda, Insecta, Hymenoptera, Eulophidae. The record is from RefSeq and is a predicted model, not a curated record. The coding region runs from base 1 to 612 and encodes 203 amino acids. Gene Ontology annotation, cellular component: membrane.
AUGUUGAUAUGUCGCUUAAUACAGAAUACAGUCCUGCUUCAGUACGGUAUAAUUGUACAAGUAAUUACAAGUUUAUUUAGAGUUUUGAAUAAGAAUUUAAAAGCUUUAUCCAGCACGAACCUGAGCAAUAUUUUUAGCUUAACAUUUGAAUCUUCCUCAAGAAUAAAAAUGGAUACUCUGGCUUAUAUACAGCAUUCAUAUUUAUCGCUAAGUAACUUAUGUCAAAAUUUAUCCGACUUCUACUCCAUUCCCAUGAUGUUCUGUUCACUAUCGGUGUUCAUCUCACUGAUAGCGACAAUGUACGACUUAACAAAACCUUUAUUCAUGGACGAACCGUACAGAAAUUAUAUCGAUGUUGUUAUAAAUUUAUUUUACUUUAUGCAGUCUAAUCUUCCUUUACUUAUAUUAGUAACUUCAAUUUCUGAGUUUACUAACGAGACGAAGAAAACGGUUAAAAUUAUAUGCGAUCUCUUGGAAACUAUUGAAAAUCAAGAUAUUAAAAGAAAGCUGAAUAACUUUUCUACAUGUCUGCUGCAUUCGAAUAAUAAAUUCAUGAUUUUCGAUUGGAUAUCUCUUGAUGGCUCUUUGUUUAUUUUGGUAAACAGUUCUUAG